AUGGAGGACCUAGUACCAACAUCUAAAUGUAUUGAUGCCAUAUCUUCGCGAGGACAUUAUCUUAUUAUUCUGAAUCACUAUUAUCACCUAACACCUUUCCACAUCAUUCGUCUAUUCAAACGCAAUCCGAAUGUGCAAGUGGUUUUACAGGGUCCACAUAUUGCUUGGAAUGGCUGGAAAGAUCACUAUGUGGCUGGUGAUAUGUUAGCAACAGCAAUCCUGGACUUACAGCAAGAAAUAUUUCAUGAUGUCAAAGAUAAAGUGAUGUUUAUUUCCCCUUGGGACAUGACGGUGGCCACCGAAAAUUUGGACUAUCAUCCCAGCACAAAUGAUAACAUUUUUGAUAUGAUAUGUGGUUUUAUGUGUGGGCGAUGA
Molecule: messenger RNA, 375 nt
Organism: Candidula unifasciata
Lineage: Eukaryota; Metazoa; Mollusca; Gastropoda; Stylommatophora; Geomitridae
Source: the annotation of a GenBank genome assembly